Messenger RNA from Prorocentrum cordatum, 1400 nucleotides. The record is from the annotation of a GenBank genome assembly. Lineage: Eukaryota; Dinophyceae; Prorocentrales; Prorocentraceae.
CAAGUCGGUAGCCAUUUUGGUUCAGGGCCGCUUCGCUCAACCACGAGUGCUCCAGGGAUUCUUUUCUCAAGCGAUUUUGGGGUGGACCUUCCACGCUGGAGCUCACCACAUGCCUCGAUGAAGGGCGGCCGAGUCAGGGGCAGCGCUGGAGGCAGCAUAGCAGUACACUGUUUACCGCCAUGUUGAAGAGUGCACACUGUGCACACAUCAUAGGCUGUCUUCGCAUCUUUCAAGCAUCACGGCUGCACUGCUCGCGCACAGUCGCGGAUUAUCCUACGCAGCGCGGUCUUUGUUCCGAUGGGGUUCCUGCGGUGAGCUCUCGCGGUCGGAUAAAGUCUAGAUCUGGGAAGAUAUCGUAUGGCUAUAUCGCAGCAGAUGGAUAUUGUGUGACUGCGGUCGGGGGAAAGAUGGCCCUGGUUCAUCGCUUGGUGGCCCGUGCAUUCCAUGGCCCACCACCCACAAUCCAACACUGCGAUGUGCACCACAUUGACGGCGUUCGCAGCAACAACGACUUGCAAAAUUUGGAGUAUGCGACCCGCAGCCAGAAUAUUUGGUUCUCCUGGCGGAACAACCCCAAUCGGGGCAGUUCUGCAAGUGCUCUUUCAAUGCCAGUUAGGGGUAGACCACUUGGAGUUGAAAUGUGGCGCCAUUUCAAGUCCAUGCGAGAAGCAGAGCGGAUGACAGGAGCGCCCAACGUUGGACUUUGUUGCGCUGGGGCGUGCAGGCAAUCUGGAGGUUGGGAGUUCCAGCGCGUUGAGUCCACUGGUAUCCACGCCCUACAGGGAGAGCAGUGGGCAGACGCGCUUCAUCCAGACACUGGAGUUCUUCUGCUGGGUUGGGAGAUCAGCUCAUUCGGGCGAGUACGUUCAUCGCGUGGCCACGUCUCUUGGGGCACUUUGUCUGCAUCCGGUUACCGUUCCGUCGGGGUUUCAGUAGAGGGCCACACGAAACGAUUGAUGGUCCAUCGAAUUGUCGCGCGCUCGUUCCUGAAACCAGGGCCCCCCUUAGGCAACUGGGUAGUCAAUCAUAAAGACGGUGACCCGAACAAUAAUCGUAUGGAUAAUUUAGAGUAUGCGACGCAUUCCGAGAACUUACUCCAUUCGUAUAUGACCAAUCGGAGACGGCGGAGCAACCGCGAUGCGCUUGCAAAGCCUAUCUGGGGGCGACCGGUUGGAGGUGAAUUUUGGCAGAGGUAUUCUUCCGGAGUGGACGCUGCCAAGCUUUUGGGUCUCUCGCCAAGUGCAAUUUCAAGUUGUUGUAGGGGCCAGUGCCUCCAAACAAAAGGAUUCGAAUUUAAGUUUGCAGCUCCAGCUAUCCCUGAUGUGCUCGAGGGCGAGGAGUAGAGAGUCCUACCAUCGGCGUGCUAGCCAAGACACCAUCGGGGCUUUAGUGUGUGACGA